CCUCUCCCAUACAGUGGCCUAUCUGCUGCCACCUUGCAUCUUCCUCAACAGGGGACCAAAAUAGUUCUAAAUGCUCCAAGGGUUUGGACUUGACAGACUGCUCUGAGCCUGCCUCCUCCCCUCAGAACAGAAAAAAAGGAAAAAAAAUCUUUAGAGCAAAUCAACGCAACCUAGCUGGAAGCGUUCUGCAUUAACCCCUAGAGGGGAUAGAGAGAAGGGGGGGGUUGGAUGUGUUAAUACACAAGAACACUGCAUCAAACCAAUGUACUGCUCAGAACGGUAUGCGUCAGCAGUACAUUCACGUUUCAACUGAAGGACAAAAGGAGGAGAGAGAGCAGCCUGUCUUGGCUGCCUGCAACACCAACACAUAAAGAAAAAGGAGACAGAAGGAUAAACAAGGGGGGUUAAAAAAUGUGGCUGUGGACUGGCUUUUCCCACGUCUCUCCUGUUUUUGCUUCUAUUACAACUCUGGCUACCGCUGCAGUCCGCCGGCUAGAAAGACGUUAACUGCAACAAAAGGCUAACGCUACAACUCACUACCUCAAAACAAAAGGGGAUACACCAGGAGCUACAGGAGGUAAACCUGAGCAGCUCUCCACCGGUUGUCUUGCACGGAUCCUUUUCAAACCAAGGGCACACCACUGAAGAACGUGUUUUUCUGUUACAAGGGAGUGAGAGAGCACUCUCGCGCAAACCUCCUCAACAUUGCUGCGCUCCCCCCAUCCCCCUGACCCCCCCCCCCCCCCCUUUGGAGAAAUUGACGGAUUAUUGCUAACUGUGCAGGAGGCAGGCUGCAGCUGCUGCAUCUACUGGCUAGAGAGCUAAGCUAGUUAAAAAGAAAAAAAUCUAAUGACGGCGAUGUGCAGCUUUUAGCCUUUACAAUCCACCUAAACACGGCAAAUCAAGUGGAAAAAGGCAGAGGGAAGCUAACAGCAAAUUGAAGAGAGCUUUUCCAAAGAGGAGGAAAAACUAAGGACUAGUGAAUUUUGUUUUCCUUCUUUCUUGGCUAAAUGUCUAGUUCAGCAAUGGAGCAUCGCAGAAAGCACUCUACAGUACCCAGCGCUGGCUUCCAAGGACAAUCACUGGGAGAGAUGAAGGCAUUACUCUUUGGAGCAGACUGGAUGCAUGCACCUGUUUAGUUUAUUGGGCCUUACCUCUAAAAAAAAAAAAAACAUCUUUUAAUGCUGCUGUUUCUGGAUUUACUAGGAGCCAUUUUGCCAGAUUGUUUUACUACACAUUUUUACUUGUCUUUCAAAAAAAGGCAACAGUUCACGUGGGGAAUAUGAAUUAAGCAUUAGACGUACUUUAUGACCGCAAAGGACUUCUCAAAACUCAAGAGGUAGGUGCUCAGUGUUCCCACCCCACUUUCCAUCAAUUCAAUCCUUUCUCUGCCUUUUCUCUCUCAUACUCUGUCUGAGAACAGCACCAUCCUGCACUGUAGAUGGAAAAAAGAACCAGAGUCUUGCUUAAACCGGGGUAGGGCCAGUUCUCCAUUCCGUGCCAAAUCCCAGACGAUGUUGAAUUAUGAACGUGCCACAUCAUGAGUCUCUUGUGGCAGGUAACUGUGCACCGUACCUGGAAUGCCGCCCUGCUUUUUGUAGUCUACCUCAUGGUACGAACGUGGAGUCUGUGUGCAGCUUCUGCAGGACCCCAGAGCUGCCCUGUAGUCUGCUCUUGCAGUAACCAGUUCAGUAAAGUGGUCUGCACACGUCGCGGCCUCACAAGGGUCCCUGAAGGGAUCCCCUCAAACACCCGGUACCUCAAUCUGAUGGAGAACAGCAUUGAAAUGAUCCAGGCAGAUACUUUCCGACAUCUCCACCACCUGGAAGUGCUGCAGCUGGGGAGGAACUCAAUCCGCCAGAUAGAGGUCGGUGCUUUUAAUGGUUUGACCAGUUUAAAUACCUUGGAGCUGUUUGAUAACAGGUUGACUGUAAUUCCAAGCGGAGCGUUUGAGUACCUGUCAAAACUGCGGGAGUUAUGGCUCAGGAAUAACCCCAUUGAAAGCAUACCUUCUUACGCUUUCAAUAGGGUGCCCUCUUUGAUGCGCCUGGAUUUGGGGGAGCUAAAAAAACUGGAGUAUAUUUCGGAUGGUGCUUUUGAAGGAUUAUACAACUUGAAAUACCUUAAUCUUGGAAUGUGUAACAUAAGAGACAUGCCAAUCCUCACCCCAUUGGUUGGGCUGGAGGAACUAGAAAUUUCUGAGAACCAUUUUCCAGAAAUCAAACCUGGAUCCUUCCAGGGACUGAAAUCCCUGAAAAAACUAUGGAUUAUGAACUCACAGAUUAACCUGAUCGAACGGAAUGCUUUUGAUGACCUCACAGCAUUGGUUGAAUUGAACCUAGCCCAUAAUAACCUGACCUCUUUGCCCCAUGACCUUUUUGCACCUUUGAGGUACCUAGUGGAGUUACAUCUGCAUCACAACCCCUGGAAUUGUGACUGUGACAUAGUGUGGCUCUCAUGGUGGCUGCGUGAAUACAUCCCCACCAACUCAACAUGCUGCGGCCGCUGCCAUUCUCCCCCCCACAUGAGGGGGAAAUAUUUAGUGGAAGUUGACCAAAGCACUUUUCAGUGCUCAGCUCCUUUUAUAGUGGACGCACCUAGGGAUGUAAACAUUUCAGCGGAACGCGUAGCUGAGCUCAAGUGCCGCACAGCCUCCAUGUCAUCUGUUAGGUGGUUACUUCCCAAUGGAACAAUACUAAGUCAUGGGUCAAACCACCCGCGAAUAUCCGUUCUCAACGAUGGAACUCUCAACUUCUCUCACGUGCUGCCAACAGACACUGGGAUUUAUACAUGCAUGGUCACCAAUGUGGCGGGAAAUUCCAACGCUUCGGCCUAUCUCAACGUGAGCAAUGCUGAGCUUAACACGUCCAACCUGAGUUAUUUCACGACCGUCACCGUGGAGAUUGUAGAGCCAACAUCCGAGGAAAUCACGAAGCCCAAGACGGUGACAGCAUCUCCUUCAGUGUUCCAACCUGUAUUUAUAUCGACUCCAACAGUUCUGCUGCAGAACACCAAGACACCAAAGCAGGUGUCAGUACCAACUUCAAACGGCACAGAAAAACCACUUACUAGCUUGGAUGAGGUCAUGAAGACCACCAAAAUCAUCAUUGGCUGCUUUGUGGCGGUCACCCUACUAGCAGCAGUAAUGUUGAUAGUAUUUUAUAAACUGCGCAAGCGCCACCAGCAGAGGAGCACAGUCGCAGCUACUAGGACUAUAGAGAUUAUACCAAUUGAUGAGGAUGUACCUACAGCGUCAAUGGGAACAAGUAUACCAGAAGAAGGCGUUGCUAUGCCCACAAUCCGUGACCACAUGAACUAUAACUACAAACCAGCACAUGGGGCCACCUGGACAGAGAACAGCAUUGGCAACUCUCUUCAUCAUACCAUGGCCAUCACCGCUAUCCCUGAGCCCUAUAUAAUACAAUCUCACACAAAGGAGAAGGUACAGGAGACACAGAUUUAACAUUCCCCUAUCCUUUCCUCAUUAUAAAAUGCAAUAGAAUGCACAAAAAAGACAGUAACUUUUUUGUACAGAGUGCAAAAUUAAGACUGUUUUUCUUGUAUAUGCUUAUAUAUAAAAAUAAAUCUACUAUGGGCUGGUAAGAGAAGCAGAUUAUAUUAAAUAAAUUAAAACUAUUUUCUAACUUGUAACUUCUAUUUAAAAAAAAAGAAAGCUGUUAAGAUGCUAUUGUGACUUUGAGAAAUGAGGGUAAACCUGUUUAAAAGGGCAUUCUGUAAAUUUUUAGACGACGCUACAUAGGAUGCAGUAAAUACCCAUUUAUACUGAGAAGUCUUUCUAAAAAGCCCAAAAUCAAUCUUUACAGGUUUAUCUUGUAAAAGCACCAAGAAUUUGUACUGUGCCAAAUGUUAUAAAUGCAAUAAAGGAUUUUUGGAAGAAAAAAAAACAUAGAUAUAACCCAAUCUUUUCACAGUGUUAUACGUAAAAAAGCCUAGAAACUGGCAUGCUGUAGCUAUCAGCCAAAUGGUUUCAGACUGCACCAUAUUUCUGCAGCUAUUAUUUAACUCACUGCUUGCCAGUUGUUGAAAUGGAUUUAUUUCCAUGAAUCUGGGGACAGGCUAAGACUCUGCAUUCAGGGUGAAAGCCACUGUUUCAGUAUUUCCACUGGGCUGAACAGAAAAUGCUUAGAUGAAUGCCAAAAUUAAAUCCAGAGUUUUGUUUCUAGAUAAGUCUUAUUGUGUCACUUGCACUUUAAAUGCAGACAACUGAAGAAGAGUUUUGUUUAUGCCAUGAUAAUUUUGAACACCCUCCAUCUGAAAAAGCUGUAAGAUGUUAUAUAAUAAGGGGAAAGAUACAUCAAAGCUUGAAUGAAAAAGUUCAAAAUAAUUUGACAGAAUUAUAUUUUUAUUGAAAUAAUUCGAAUUUUUGGUUUUCUGUACUUUAUUUGUGGUUAUUUUUUAUUUUAAAAGUGUGAGGAUUAGUUAAUGGAUAGGUUUGAGUCUGUAUUAUACUUUGACAUUUCUUAUUCAUUCAAACAAUGUACCGUGAAGUACCUUUACUGACGACAAGAUGAAAUCAUCUCACUAAAUUAAAAUCCUACCUAUCAUUCUAA
This is a messenger RNA of Lepisosteus oculatus (spotted gar), 4571 nucleotides long. RefSeq names its product leucine rich repeat containing 4.2 (gene lrrc4.2). NCBI's taxonomy places the organism in Eukaryota, Metazoa, Chordata, Actinopteri, Semionotiformes, Lepisosteidae. Gene Ontology annotation, cellular component: glutamatergic synapse; postsynaptic density membrane; plasma membrane. Gene Ontology annotation, molecular function: protein binding. The record is from RefSeq and is a predicted model, not a curated record. Gene Ontology annotation, biological process: postsynaptic density protein 95 clustering; modulation of chemical synaptic transmission; excitatory synapse assembly.